Coccinella septempunctata (seven-spotted ladybird) is the source of this 2258-nucleotide messenger RNA. RefSeq lists its product as uncharacterized. Gene Ontology annotation, cellular component: endoplasmic reticulum membrane. The transcript is spliced from 13 exons. The record is from RefSeq and is a predicted model, not a curated record. Gene Ontology annotation, biological process: fatty acid elongation, saturated fatty acid; fatty acid elongation, monounsaturated fatty acid; very long-chain fatty acid biosynthetic process. The coding region runs from base 186 to 1928 and encodes 580 amino acids. NCBI's taxonomy places the organism in Eukaryota, Metazoa, Arthropoda, Insecta, Coleoptera, Coccinellidae. Gene Ontology annotation, molecular function: fatty acid elongase activity.
CACAUAGAUCCACCUCCAUCGAUAGUGUUCUUCUUUCACCGAUAUAAACAUAGUACAAAGCGGGAAAUAGCCAGCGCGCAUUCGGUACUACACGAUUUUUUUCGUCUUAGAUGUUAAGGGAGAGGUUAUCGUGGCAGUUUUCCUGAAAAUCAACGUUCGUGUUAGUCUUGACACCCGGUAUCAUCAUGGCUUCUGGUAGCAAUGGUUUCCGUGCAAUUAUGGAAGUAUAUAACAAUUUCAUGGAAACAAAAAGUGACCCCAGAACAUCAAACUGGUUGCUGAUGAGCUCUCCUGGACCCUUGAUCACAAUUCUAGUCACAUAUCUUUAUUUUUGUAUAUCGGCAGGGCCAAGAUAUAUGAGGGAUAGGAAACCCUACGACUUAAAGCUUGUCAUACAAGCCUAUAAUGCACUUCAGAUUGUUCUGAGUAUAUACCUGGUCUACUUGGGUUUAGCUGGGGGAUGGGCUAAAGAUUACAGUUUUGCAUGUCAGCCAGUUGACUAUUCAGUCAACCCAACAUCAAUGACAAUGGCGACAGCAGUCUGGCUGUACUUCAUAACGAAAAUUAUCGAAUUGGUUGAUACGGUAUUUUUCGUUCUGAGAAAAAAAAUGAACCAGGUAUCUUUUCUCCAUUUGUACCAUCAUACUAUGAUGCCCAUUUGUGGAUGGAUCGGCACAAAAUUCUUACCAGGUGGUCAUGGAACAUUGCUGGGUGUUAUCAAUUCCUUCAUACAUAUUAUUAUGUAUACCUACUACUUGAUGGCUUCGAUGGGUCCACAGUAUCAGAAGUACCUUUGGUGGAAGAAGCAUGUCACAGCUCUGCAAAUGGUACAAUUUUGUAUAAUUUUCGUCCACAACUCCCAAGUUCUCUUCAGGGAUUGCGAUUACCCCAAAAUAAUCACCUUCCUUCUUGCAACUCAAGCCCUCUUCUUCCUCUACCUUUUCGGUAGUUUUUACCACCGAAGCUACAUCCAAGCUAGGAAAUGGGAGCAGGCAAGACAAAAAAGACAACAAGCAAGGAUAGCCGCCCAAGAAAAUGAAGUCAAAGAAGGUGAAACGUCUAAAGGAAUGGAAGAAACGCAAGAAAUUGUUAUGAAUGGAAAAGCGAAAUGCACAAUGGCCCUGUUAUUGAAGAAACUAUACCAGAGCUACUUCUGGAUAUUCGACGAUCUUGCUGAUCAUCGGACAGAUGAUUGGCUACUUAUGGGCAACGGGCCAUGGAUACCAGCUGCCAUCAUGUUAGGAUAUCUCUAUUUCGUGUUCAAAAUUGGUCCAAAUUUCAUGAAAGAUAGACCACCGUAUAAUCUUAAACAAGUCCUCAUAAUAUACAAUGUGAUUCAGAUUCUAGCCAAUGGAUAUGUACUCAUAAGGGGUAUACAUAUGGCAUUGGAUAUCAAUUGGUUGUGUGCAGCUGUAGACUAUUCUGAUGGUCCACACUCUAGAUUGAGCCUUGAAUUAUCCUUCUAUUACUACCUUUUGAAAAUAUCAGAUCUCUUAGACACAGUAUUUUUCAUUCUCCGAAAGAAAGAGAGACAACUCAGUUUUCUGCACAUUUAUCAUCAUUUUGGUAUGAUAUUCUUGUCAUGGGCUGGUUGUAAAUUUUUAGCUGGAGGACACAGCAUGUUUGUUGGGCUUUUUAAUCUGAUCGUACACAUGGUUAUGUACUUUUAUUACCUCAUCAGUGCAUGGGAUUCGAGAUACAAAAAUAGUUUAUGGUGGAAGAAGCAUAUCACUCAACUACAAUUGGCUCAAUUUACCAUCUUGUUUAUGAUGUAUUUAACAGUGGUCUUCCAACCCAACUGCGGAUAUCCAAAGUUUCCUGCUAUGGUUUUCUUAUCCCAGAAUAUAUUCAUGUUGAUACUUUUCGGAGAUUUCUACUAUAAAGCCUACAUCAAGAAGGAUACCGGAGGCACCGAAAAGAAAGAUUGAGGUGCAUCAGAAGUAGCAAUUUUCUAUACUAUAGGAUAUUUAUUCGUCUAGACCAUAAUUUCAUUUCCACUUUUUUUGUGUAAAUACCAAAUCGAAAUAGUUAUGUAUCGUAAGCCUAACGAAAAAUAUGUUUUAAGAUUAUUCAGUGGCAUCAAUUUUUUGUAACUAUUUUCGGAUUCCUCUGUUACAUUCUAUUAAAUUUGAGUUUUCGUUCUAUUAUUUUUCAAUUACGUCAAUAUACAUAUGCUCGAGAGAUUCAAAUUUUGAGUUAGUUUACAAGUAGGUAUUUGUCAGAUACUUUUUCAAUAAAAAUAUGUUAUUUUUUCUUUA